AUGUCUGUAGGCACAUUCCUUCGGCCGCGGUCCACCAGGCCAAUGCAAGGCAUCCUUCGUCGAAGAAAGGAGCCUCAUUCAUCGGGUUCAGCCCAAAGAACAGCUAAUGAUGAGGAUAUCCCUGAUGAGGAUGCACACUCAUACAUAACUCCUUCAAAACAUACCCCUAAGCCGUUAUGGCUGUUCAACAAAACAGUAGGACCUAGUGGCCCUCUGCGGCCCUUUCGUCUUGUCAAACAGGACCUAGCCAAUCUACGCCAAAGAUAUCUCUCAGAUUGGAAGAUAUUCAACCAACUAAUAAUUGCCAGCACUGUCUAUGUAUUCUUUACAAACUUGCUACCAGGUAUCACAUUUGCUAGUGAUUUAUAUGUACUCACCGGCAAGAAUUGGGGGGCUAUAGAGGUGGUAUUUAGCACGGGGCUAUGCAGUAUCAUCUUCUCUCUAUUCUCUAUUCAACCUCUUACCAUCCUCGGGGUUACUGGACCCUUUUCUGUUUUAGCUGAAAACAUAUAUUCUCUUUGCGAUGUAGCCUUCAAGGUUCCAUUUCUACCAUUCAUGGCUUGGUCACUCAUCCAUGCAGGUUGGCUGCACUACCUCCUGGCUAUAUUCAACGCUCAUGACUGGACUAUGGGCUAUGUCACCACCUUUUCAACGGAGAUUUUUUCGCUUUUAAACAGUAUAAUAUACUUUCAUAAAGCUAUCCAAGAGCUUGAACGUGCCCAUGCAAACCUCUCAUUCGCUGCAUUUCUAUACGCCGUUAUGGGAGCUGUAGGGACAAUGCUACUCGCCAUAUUCUUGUCCACAGCGGAAUCUUGGAAACCAUUGUUCCAUCGAUAUAUACGCCUAGGCCUUUCCGAAUAUGCUGCAGCAAUCUCUAUCAUUCUUUUUAUUGGGUUACCACAUAUCGGAGAACUCGCCCAUUUGGACAAGUCAACGCUCCCUGUGAGCACCACCUUCCAGCCAACGUCUCCGGAUCGUCAGGUAUUCUUUGUCGAGUUCUGGAAGCUGCCUUUACGUUGGAUAUUUGCAGCCAUCGUUCCUGGCAUCAUCAUCACCAUGCUUUUCUUCUUUGACCACGAGAUAAGCUCCAUAAUAUGCACCAUCGAUCGAUAUAAGACGCGGAAGCCUGGUGGGUUUGCCUGGGAUAUCAUUCUCCUAGGAACUACGACAGCACUAUGCGGCAUAUUGGGUAUUCCUCCUGCAAAUGGGCUUCUCCCACAAGCCCCUCUUCAUUCCGAAUCAUUAAUGCACGCAGAUACAGAAGAAGUUAUAGUUGAAGUUGAUGGCCAGGAAACGAUAGAGACUCGACCGACGAGAAGAGUCUAUGAACAGCGAUGGUCUUCCUUGCUCCACGGUUGCGGCAUCCUUACAUUCAUCAGCCCUCCUUUCAUGAGGGUUCUUGGGUUAACCCCUACCAGCGUGCUGGCUGGUUUAUUCUUAUUCAUGGGAGAGCAAAGCUUGUCGGUCAAUCCCAUCCUGUAUCGAACAUUUUACCUCUUGACACCACCAUCAGAGUUACCUAUUCUUCCUGCAGAAUUGAGCUCGUCAUCCUCAUCCACAACGACAACAUCCGAACAUCCCCCAAGGCCGUCAUACAUGCCAAUCCACCUUUACACCCUACUACAGCUAGUAAUCACAAUAGCUAUAUUCAUCCUGACUCUCACACGCGGCGCCCCAGCCUUUCCUGUGUUGAUUAUCCUGCUAGUCCCAUUUAGACUCUUGGUUAUGAAACACUGGUUUAGGAAAGAGGUGCUUAAGUUUGUGGAUGCGUGGGCUUGUAAAGCCGGUACGCCUGAAGAUAGAGACGAUAAGGAGGAUAUUAGGGAAAAGGAAGAAGAACAAGGUAAUAAUGAUACUGGAGUCCUGGGAUCUCGAAGGGAUUCAGUUGAUCGGGUCUAA
Molecule: messenger RNA, 1899 nt
Organism: Microsporum canis CBS 113480
Lineage: Eukaryota; Fungi; Ascomycota; Eurotiomycetes; Onygenales; Arthrodermataceae
Product: HCO3
Exons: 4
Coding region: 1-1899 (632 amino acids)
Biological process (GO): borate transport; monoatomic anion transport; transmembrane transport
Cellular component (GO): plasma membrane; fungal-type vacuole
Molecular function (GO): solute:inorganic anion antiporter activity; borate efflux transmembrane transporter activity
Source: RefSeq, a predicted model, not a curated record